Molecule: messenger RNA, 980 nt
Organism: Folsomia candida
Lineage: Eukaryota; Metazoa; Arthropoda; Collembola; Entomobryomorpha; Isotomidae
Exons: 4
Coding region: 220-801 (193 amino acids)
Source: RefSeq, a predicted model, not a curated record
CGAAUCUAUGAGCUGAUUGUUGUUCGUUGUCGCUCCACUUUCUCAUCUGUGGUACUUACACUGACACUGUCGGUAUAGAUAUGCAGUUAUUGUUAUUAUAAUGUGCUGUUCUUAGUUAGGUGUUAAAGCGUUAAAUAGAAUAUUAAGAUUGAUUUUGUCUUUCACACGCGUAAUUUUUUACCGGCGAGCAGGAUCAAUUCUGUCAAUUCUUCCAUCAGUAUGCAGAAAAGGGUCGCGAAUGUGUUUCUACUUUGUGUUCUAAUUUGCAAUGAGACGCCACUCUUUAAGGCGGCGGAAUUAAGGAACCAGAAGAGUCAGGGAGAAUAUCGUGGCAUACUGGACCAGCUUUAUUCCUCAAUUUCUGGAUUUUUUGGUGGUUCGGACGCUAAGGACCCAUCAUCAUCACAAGUUGCACAUGAUGACAUAAUAAUAACUCCACCCCCAUUUCCCGACAAAAGCAAUCCUCACUACAAACCAGGCACUACAAACAACGGUGGAAUGCUUAAUAAGAUUGUUGCUACUAUGUCGGGCAUCACAUCAGGAAUUUUCGGAGCGGUAGGAGCUAACCGCGGUGGUCCUGUACAUUUUCUUAAACAAGCGAGUACUCUGAAACCAAAUAUAUUAGAAUCAAAUGCAAAUCAACAUGACUCCGGUUUAGUUCAUGACGACAAAACGCCGAGCCUCAUUCCUCAAAUUCCUAGUUUUAGUAUACCUCAGAAUCCACUGGGAGGAAUUUUUAGUAAUAUUUUACAACAGGUUGACUCGUGCAGUGAAAUUCGAAAACUUCUGGGACAGUGCUAAUCCAAUUUUUUUUACAAACUAGCCAAUUAUUAGUUUAAUUAUGAGUAAAUAUUUUGUCAGGGUGUGUGCAAAAUAAAUUGGUACUUAUGUCAUGUCAAUUUAAUAUUUAAUUUUUUCGAAUGUCUUAUUUCGAGCACUAUAAAUAGAAUUUUUGAUAAUAAAUUUCUUAGCUCCCGUAA